This is a messenger RNA of Saccostrea cuccullata (small rock oyster), 833 nucleotides long. Its product is annotated as myb/SANT-like DNA-binding domain-containing protein 4. The transcript has 4 exons. NCBI's taxonomy places the organism in Eukaryota, Metazoa, Mollusca, Bivalvia, Ostreida, Ostreidae. Bases 1 to 807 code for a protein of 268 amino acids. The record is from RefSeq and is a predicted model, not a curated record.
AUGGAAAAAGAAAGAAAAAUAAAACCGAGGUUCUUGGACCGAGAAGUCGACGUACUGAUAAACAAAGUCAAUGAAAAAUCGGACGUGCUGUUCUCAAAAUUUAGUGACACGAUUUCUAACAAGAAAAAGAAAUUGGCUUGGACGGAGGUUCAGAACUCGGUCAACGCUUCAUCACUUGUCCCAAGAACAGUGGACGAGAUUAAGAAAAAAUGGGACGACGUGAAGAGAGUAACAAAGAAGCGUGCUGUAGAAGUCAGAAAGGACCGCACUGUCACUGGAGGGGGACAGAAUGAGGCGGAUCCUCUUACACCAAUAGAGGAAAUGGUGGUCUCACUUAUUGGUGAAGAAAGAGUAUAUGGAUUGGCGGAUGGAAUGGAUUGUUUUGAGCUCCAGCAACUUCAUGAGGGAUCAGAGGCUGGCGAGGUGGAGAAAGCAUUACAUCAGGGAGAAAUAUGUGGUGAGGGUACAAGUAGUAGCCCAUUACCAGACACCAGUAAACUGAGUAACGAAACUAGAACAACACCAAACAGAUGCAGUAAUGUCAAGGGUCGUGUCACAGCUGACAAAGGCGAGAAAGAGAGCACACAAUCAGAACUUCUGAGUAUUGAGAAGGAGCGAUUACAGAUAGAAAAGCAGAGAUUGAAACUCGAGGAAGAUAGGUAUUUGCUAGAAAAAGAACGCUUGCAGGAACUGAGGAAGAUAUCCCACAUCCUUCAAGACAUGGCGAACAAGACUAGUAAAGGCAAUUCUCAGACCCAGGAAUACAUGCCCCAAGAUUACAGCUACCUGUAUGCCUCAUUAACCUAAUAAAUGACUCAGAUUGUAACAACAAA